AUGCCGCCUAAUCAAGGUGUUGUAUUAUAUACACAAUUGAAUAGCCCAGAACCUCUUUCAGUAGCAGUAAAUCAAAUGUGUAUAAGAUGGCUUGCCAUAACUACAGAUUUAGGUGCUAUUAGUUCUGUGAUUUUAGUAUCUAUCUUUUAUUCAAUGGCAAUACGAUUUAAAAUACCUGGUGGUCUAUUCCUUGUACCAAUUGUUGGUGCUUUAUCAAACUUGUUGUUGUUGGCGAGUACAACUGAAGCUAGUAGUGAAAGAUUGUUUAUUUGGAUGACAAUAGAAAAAAAUAAUGGUAAUAGUGGUAAUGAGAAUAAAGGCAUAGUUGAUUUUCGAGAGGAAGAAGAAAACCAUAAAUGA
This is a messenger RNA of Entrophospora candida, 360 nucleotides long. Lineage: Eukaryota; Fungi; Glomeromycota; Glomeromycetes; Entrophosporales; Entrophosporaceae. The record is from the annotation of a GenBank genome assembly.